Messenger RNA from Pelobates fuscus (common spadefoot toad), 1250 nucleotides. It is a transcript of the gene BATF, whose product is annotated as basic leucine zipper ATF-like transcription factor. Gene Ontology annotation, biological process: regulation of transcription by RNA polymerase II. Gene Ontology annotation, molecular function: RNA polymerase II cis-regulatory region sequence-specific DNA binding; DNA-binding transcription factor activity, RNA polymerase II-specific. The record is from RefSeq and is a predicted model, not a curated record. Gene Ontology annotation, cellular component: nucleus. The transcript is spliced from 3 exons. Lineage: Eukaryota; Metazoa; Chordata; Amphibia; Anura; Pelobatidae. The coding region runs from base 775 to 1122 and encodes 115 amino acids.
CUUUCUCUGUGUAACGUGUUCUCAUCCUUUCUCUGUGUUUUUCGUAAUUGUUUGUACUACAUGUCUCUCAUCUCUCACACACCUACUCCCUUCCUCUAUCACGAAAGUAUGGGUUUUUUCUGGGUAUUUUUAAGCGUAUUCUCAAUGUGCUUUCAUUUUAAUCUGACAUUUUCAGAGGCCUUGGUCUCGUGACUUCCAGUUCAGGUUUGCAAACACCAAAACCACACGGGAAAGGUGAUCACGUCAUGGGAGGGUCCAGAGACUGCGCUGAGGUUAGAGGUAUUCAACUGGAACAGGGAGAGAGACUGAGAGGCACUGAGUGGGAGACAGGCACAAAGAAAGGGCAUCGAACGAGGGGCAGAUACAGACUGUGAGCUCAGUGAGACAGUCACACAUCUUGCAGGAGGGAAAGGAACAGACACAGAGAGUGAGCUCAGCAAGACAGUCACACAUAUUGCAGGAGGGAAAGGAACAGACACAGAGGGUUAGCUCAGCGAGACAGUCACACAUAUUGCAGGAGGGAAAGGAACAGACACAGAGGGUUUGCUCAGUGAGACAGUCACACAUACUACAGGAGGGAAAGGAACGGACACCCUGGAUGUUUGGUAGAGCAGGAGUGAAUUGCCCAGAAUAUACUCACCGGCAGAAAGGGACAGAAACACACAGAAAGCAAUUAACAUCUGAUUUGGACAAACGUGUGGAAGGAGGUGUACAAAAACUAAGCAAUCGGUGACAGACUGUGAAGUCUGGUGAAUAAUUUGUGGGCAGCAGGACAUGCAACCAGAUUCUGAUAGCAACGAGCCUGGAUACAGUAGUUCUCCAUCUUCAUGUAACAGACAGGAUUCCUCCGAUGAUAUGAAGAAAGUUCAGAGGAGGGAGAAGAAUCGAAUUGCGGCUCAAAAAAGUCGCCAAAGACAGACACAGAAAGCAGACGCUCUGCACAUUGAAAGCGAGAGUCUGGAGCGACUGAAUUCCACACUGCGCAGAGAGAUUCGCUUGCUGAGGGAGGAGCUAAAAUAUCUGACCUGUGUGUUGAGUACGCAUCAGUCUAUCUGUGUACUCAGUGCCACCAAACAGUCUGCCUUCCAACCACACGUAGCCUCCCCACGCUACCAGCAGUAAGCAUGCACAGAGACACUGCCAAUGGCACAAGGAGCCGGCACGGACCCAUUACGUUAAUCAGCCAAAGACUGUAAUUAUUAUUUUUCUAACUUUUUAAUGUAUUUUUAUUUUGUGUAAAUAAAGCAUAA